UAUAAACCAAGAUGUCUGCGCCCAUAGGGAACUGUGGCAAUACCCGGUAGCGUUCAUUAUUUUCAGUUUUGCUUCGUUAAAUGCUGUUUUGAUGAAUAAAAAUAAUGGAUUUGAUGAAAAAGCGCUCAAGAUAUCACUCAAGUUCCCCUCCAAGAAAACACAGAAAACGUUCAACGUCAGGUAAAAAAAGACACAAAUCGGGCAAAUCGAGAUAUGACAGUUCAGAAUCUUCCAGUUCGUCGUCCGACACUUCAAAUACAGAUUCAUCUUCAUCUAGUGAUGAUAGCAGAACUCGUCGAAAGAAGAGAAAAUUGAAAAAGGAAAAAGCAAGUCGCAAAAGGGAGAGUUCCUCAGAUUCAUCAUCACAAGAUAGAAAGAAAAGGAAGAAAGAAAAGAAGAAGAAGAAAAAAAAGAAAAAGAAAGCAAAGAAAAAAAUUAAAGAAGCAAAGAAAAUACAAGAAAAAUCUAAUAAUGAAAUCCAAGGAGCUUCAACAAGUAAUCUAGGUAUUAGUAAACACAAAGAGGAAGGAAAAACACAAUCAGGACCAUCACCAAAUAUGAGGGUACUGAAGCCAAUGACAAAGGAGGAGUGGGAGAAGCAGCAAAGUGUUGUCCGUCGGGUGUAUGAUCCAGAGACAGGCAGAGACAGGUUAAUCAAAGGUGAUGGUGAAGUAAUAGAGGAAAUUGUCAGCAGGGAGCGACAUAAAGAAAUUAACCAGCAAUCUACAAGGGGAGACGGCUUGUUCUUCCAGUCCAAAAUGGGAUUAUUACCAAAGUGAUACCUUGUCUUCACAUUCCUGUCCUGAUGAAUUCUACACAAAGAUCAGGGUUUAUAUAUCAAGUUGGGACAGACAAAUAAUCUACAACAGAUUUGCCCUACUUGGAACAUACAUUAUCUACAAUAGUAGCUACUGGUAGUGUUACAGAUUGGUCAUUGGAGUGUUUUUUUUUUGUCUGCUUAAAUAUUCGGUUGUGAAAAAGAGGUUAAACUAAAGCUACACGAGCACUGUUUUGUAUGAAUAAUGUCCUGUGUUUUCCAUACAUCAGGUUAGAAGUUGCCUUCCUCGUUCCUUCUUCAUAUUUAUUAACUAUUAUUAACUCACCUGGUCUAAAAGAUCAGCAAGCUCAUGUUACGAUACCUUUUCCAUGAAUAAUUUUCCUUGAAAAUGCUAUUUCCCAAGAAUGGCUGAGUGUACUUUAACCAAAUGUGGUCUUGUGAAUGGAGUAAUGGAGACUUUAAAGUUGUAUAAACAGAAGGUGUGGAGAUAGAGGGUGGAGUUCAACAAGGGAAAUAGAUUUGAACCUUUAAAUGUGUUUUCCUUGGUUGAGAACUUGAGGUUGAAGGGGUUGGAGCCCAAUUUUGAAGGCAUCCUUUGAUGAAAGGAAUGUAGUAUAAACAAAGGCAUCCUUCAGUGAAUGGAACUCAUUUCUUCAAACACAAGAGAAUUAUGAUAUAUACCUAUCCAAUCAAGGCAGAGAAAUAGGAUACAUAUCAAGAAUUCAGGGUAUUAAGUCUUCAAUCUUGUGGUGAGUGGAAAGGGACCCAAUACAGUGGAUUAAACAAAAUGUUAUUGUGAGCAGUGCUGGGCUAUUGUAUGAGUGUUGUAUAAAUGGAGCAUUGGCAACCCCUCGGGACAGUUCAAGUGGAGGUGGGGCUUACCAGGUGAAAUAAAGGAAUUUGUUGAAAUACAAAAACUUUCAUUUGAAUCCAGACAUUGUCAUUAAUCAAGGGUGAACUGAUGAUUCUGUGAAGCAUUGUAAAUACAUUUAUGAUUAAACGCUUGUCAUUAA
This is a messenger RNA of Pecten maximus, 1791 nucleotides long. Its product is annotated as ADP-ribosylation factor-like protein 6-interacting protein 4. Bases 105 to 779 code for a protein of 224 amino acids. The transcript has 5 exons. Lineage: Eukaryota; Metazoa; Mollusca; Bivalvia; Pectinida; Pectinidae. The record is from RefSeq and is a predicted model, not a curated record.